Molecule: messenger RNA, 1515 nt
Organism: Guillardia theta CCMP2712
Lineage: Eukaryota; Cryptophyceae; Pyrenomonadales; Geminigeraceae
Exons: 12
Coding region: 1-1515 (504 amino acids)
Source: RefSeq, a predicted model, not a curated record
AUGGUUUGUAACGGAAAUAUUGUAACGGUAAUAAUGGCUCCGAGGCGACUUUUGAGACAGCAAUUUUCCAAUGUUACAAAUUCCAAGGAAAACAUCGCUGUCCUAGCAAGGCCCGGACCCAGCAUGCUGGCGAAGCAGGGGAUGGUGGUAGCCGUCCUCGUCGCUUCCACUCCCUGUUGCCUUCUGCUGCCCCCUCCUCCUCGACUUCAACUCUUACCUCUUCCCCUCGACGUCUCUUCCUCCGCCUCCAUCCAUCCUCCUCUCCCCUCCGCAAGCUCCCUUCGCACACCCGCCACUCGGAUCCAUGGCCAUUCUAUCAAGUCGUUCCCUCGCUCCUCUCCUGCUCUUGCCUUCAACGCCCCUUGCUCCGAUGGCUUCAAGACGGACGAGCCCUUUGGACCUCUCUCCUUUGAGCAAGUGCCAGGGGUCAUCGGUACCUUCAACAGUUUCUACUUGUGCGAACGAUGCGGAUUCCAGUGCGAGAAUGUCACGGGAAUGGAUGAGCACAAGAAAGGUUGUACCGCCCCUUACUUCCUCGACAACUGCAGCUCAUCAGAAGACAGCUACGACCCCUUGACGGAUCUCAACGAUCCCAACGGCUACAAAUAUUCCAUCAGCUUCGCUUCACACUCCCCAAUCUUCCGCAUGCUCGAGAGCGCCAAGCGUUCCCUCGCAGGCCGCACAGACCAUGGCAAGAAGUUGAACACUUGCUCGCUCAGGAAGGCCGUCUCUCCUCCGAUCACCCUGAUGAGUGUUGGGAGGGGUUGCCACCGGGUCCUCCUGCGGACUUGUAUGCCCAACAAUCUUGGUCGGAGGAUGAGAAGAAGGAACGCGCUAUCAAUGAAGGCAAGCGGAUGGUCAGACAAGCUGUCGUCUGCCUUUCAGAGGUCAGCAUCCAAGGUCGGGCGUGCGAGUGUCUCCCUGAAGGAGUGGGUGCUCAGCAAACUUGCAAGUUUCAUCAAGGAGAUACGGGAAAGUCCGCAGGUCAUUCAGAAGCAUGGUAUCAGCGGUGUGUUGAUGUACGGAGCUAUCAGCCAUCUGACAUACAGUGUUUGUAUUGUCGUCUCCUGGAUGCUCCACGGCCUGCGGACGGGAUUCUCUCCACUAGAUCAAGAGCAGUGGAAGGGCUUCUUCCUCCUGUACCUCGCCGUGUGCAGCUCGCAGUUCUGGCUCCGCCCUCUCCGCAUCACUGCAGCUCUGACGCUCGCGCCAUGGCAUUCUCGCGUCUUGAACAAGCUUCAGAAGGCUUUCAGCACACCCAAAGAACUGGCUCUCGGAAUCCUCCUCUUCCUUAUCAACAUUCUCCUCCCCCUCGUCAUUCUGCACGUCGGCCUCCGCGUCUCUGCAUUUGUUCUCAACGCUCCUCUCUUCCCCGACCGCCCUCCUCUCAUGCUGUGGGAGAAAGCUGCAGUGGUCAUGGGAGCAAUCUUGGGGCAGGUCAUCGCCGGACCCCUCGGAUCCAUCGGGGGCAUCAUGUGGCUGUACGUGGCUGAGCUUCGCCCUGCUGUUCUCUAA